AUGCAUACCAACCUGAGGCUUAAGAAUGCAACUUUAAAUCCCGCAUCACCACCUGUCGCAUGGGCCGUGAGACAGAACGACUACGGUUCUGAUGAAAACCGGUCACCACUGGCGACGGUGAUACAAGAUCACGGCAGACUCGACGGUGUUCAGCGAGUACUGUUCGGUUCCGGACUCCAGUUUUGGUUGCAUCGGCUUCUGUUUCUCGACGCUUUGAGCUACUUGAGUCACGGACAAUUGAGCCUCAGCCUCGAGAGGUGGAUCCUUGUUGAUAUCGAUGAUAUCUUUGUCGGCGAAAGAGGGACUCGUCUCCACGAAGAAGAUGUAUCGGCGUUAUUGGCAUCUCAAGCCGCUCUGCAGCGACUGGUCACUGGCUUUCGGUUCAAUCUUGGCUUCAGCGCGAAAUACUAUCACCAUGGUACACCGCUGGAGAAUCGUGGUGAUGAUGCUUUAUUAAAGAACAGGGAACAUUUUACUUGGUUUUGUCACAUGUGGAACCACCAACAGCCACAUCUAUACAGCAACGUUACCCAGCUUGAGACCGAGAUGAUGCUGAACAAACAGUUCGCAAUAGAGCACGGCAUUCCGACCAAUUCGUGUUACUCGGUAUCGCCGCACCACUCCGGCGUGUAUCCGGUGCACGAGCCGCUUUACGAGGCCUGGCGGAAAGUGUGGGAUGUUAAAGUAACGAGCACCGAAGAGUACCCUCAUUUAAGGCCGGCCAGGUUACGACGGGGAUUCCGACAUCGAGGAGUCAUGGUUUUACCUCGCCAGACGUGCGGUCUGUUCACGCACACGCUGCUUUUAGAACGGUACCCCGGUGGCAGGCAGCGACUAGACCGUUCCAUACAAGGAGGGGAAUUGUUUCAGACUGUCAUUAAUAACCCUAUCAACAUCUUCAUGACACAUAUGUCGAACUACGGCAACGACCGGCUCGCGCUUUACACGUUUGAGUCGGUUGUGAAGUUCCUACGUUGCUGGACGAACGUACGACUGGCUUCAGCGCCGCCUCUCGCACUUGCCGACAAGUAUUUCCAACUUCGACCCGAUGAACUUAAUCCGCUCUGGGGGAACCCGUGCGACGACGUGCGGCACCGGCGCAUCUGGUCGCGCAGCAAGUGGUGCGGCUCGCUGCCGCGCGUGCUGGUGGUGGGGCCGCAGAAGACGGGCAGCACGGCGCUGCACACGUUCCUGGCGCUGCACCCCGCGCUCGCGCCCAACCUGCCCAGCCCCAGCACCUACGAGGAGCUCCAAUUCUUCAACAACAACAACUACUUAAAGGGAUUGGACUGGUACUUGAACUUUUUCCCGGCGAGCCUGAGUAACUCGAGCCAGAUUUCCUUCGAAAAAUCAGCGACGUACUUCGACGGUGAGCUGGUGCCAAGGCGUGCCCACGCACUUCUUCCUACUGCAAAAAUCAUUAUUAUUCUUAUUUCUCCCUCUAAAAGGGCGUAUUCGUGGUAUCAACACAUACGAUCGCACGGUGACCCCGUCGCUAAAAAUUACACUUUCCAUACCAUCAUUACUGCGAACGAUUCCGCCCCCAAGCCGCUUAAGGAUUUAAGGAACCGUUGCUUGAACCCGGGCAAGUACAGCCACCACCUGGAGCGCUGGCUGGCCGAGUACAGUGCGCACCAGCUACACGUGAUCGACGGCUCGCUGCUGCGCGCCGAGCCCGCCGCCGUCAUGAACACGCUGCAGAAGUUCCUCAAGCUCACGCCGCUCAUUGACUACAACAAGCUGCUCAAAUACGAUCCCAAAAAAGGCUUCUUCUGUCAAGUGACAAGCGGCGAGAAGACGAAGUGCUUGGGCAAAUCGAAGGGCCGAAUCUACCCGCCGAUGGAAGAGCGCUCGGCGAAGUUCCUGAAGCGCUAUUACACGCCGCACAACACGGCACUGUCGAAACUUCUAGUGAGAUUAGGCCGCCCCGUGCCCCAGUGGCUCAAGGACGAGCUGUCCAAUGGAUAG
Parnassius apollo (apollo) is the source of this 1968-nucleotide messenger RNA. The record is from the annotation of a GenBank genome assembly. Lineage: Eukaryota; Metazoa; Arthropoda; Insecta; Lepidoptera; Papilionidae.